Oldenlandia corymbosa var. corymbosa is the source of this 1929-nucleotide messenger RNA. NCBI's taxonomy places the organism in Eukaryota, Viridiplantae, Streptophyta, Magnoliopsida, Gentianales, Rubiaceae. The record is from the annotation of a GenBank genome assembly.
AUUUCUUUUGAGGGUAUGUUUAGAAAUUUUUGACAAAAAAUACAUUGAAAUUCGAAAACGAUACUUAUUUUAGAAUUUCUCCAUUUUGUCAAAACGACACUUAUUUUGGAAUGGAGGGAGUAAUUGAUAUUGAGUUUUGUACUACUAUAUUUUUUGGACGGAGAGAGUAUAAAACUAAUGUGAAGAAGCAGAAGAUCGUAUGUUACCCAAAUCUAUUGAAUUUCAUUUAAGAAAUUCACUUUGACUAUAUCUUGAUCUCGGUUAUGAUAGACAUUAUAAAAUAUUGAACUCUCGACUUAUUUAGAAUAUUAUUUUUAUAAAAUACUCUUUCUGUCUUAAAAUUAUUAUUCAAACCAGGUUUCACUUUUAGUACAAUUUGAACUAAAAAUGAAAACUAAAACUGGACAAUAAUUAUGGGACGGAGGGAGUAGUUAUAUUGGGAUGUUAAAAGUAGUAUUUGUUUCUUAUCGUAAUAUUUGAUAUUCUUAGUAUGAAACCAUAACGCUAAAUAAUAGAAAAAGAAAAAUACUCUUUUUAAAAAUAUAAUAUAUAAUAAUAAGAAGAAAAUAGGAUUACACGAGAAAAAUGGAGGGGAGCAAUAAGAUGAUAUUCUCUACUCCUCAGAUUUCUGGCGGGAAAUACCAAACGUCCACUCCUCCCCAUUCCUCCUAGGGUUUUAUCGGGCGCACUUCUGCGAUGUCAUCCACCUUAGACGAUUUCUCCCAGUUCGGCAUCUCCCAUGAGGAGAAGGACAAAUUGGUUGCGGAAUUGAUUCGCUAUGUGUUGUUCAAGACGGAGCAGAACAACGGUUGCCCGAUAAAGAGGGAAGAGCUCACUCAGAUUAUUACCGAUAAGAAAUAUAAGCAGAGGAAUUUGCCCAAUUUUAUCAUCAAUGAGGUCAAGUCAAAGCUCUCCACCAUUUUUGGGUAUGAUAUGCGGGAGCUUCAGCGAUCUCGUCCCAGCAGUGCUACUGCUUCUUCACAGCAAUCCGAUGCAAAAUCUUAUGUCCUCAUAAGUAAGUUACCUGCUGAUGUGUAUCAGAAGUUUGUGGAGAAUCAUGAUACCGUACAUCUAACUGGUUUUACUUUCGUUGUUCUUGGCAUUGUUCAUCUUGCUGGAGGCAAGAUCACUGAAGAAAAUCUUUGGCAUCAUUUCAGGCGGUUGGGUUUGUCUGAUACGGAAGACAGUCAUCCAGUUCUCGGUAACACAAAGCAAGCCUUGGAGGCUCUUGUUCAGCAAAGGUAUUUACAGAAAGACAAAGUUAAUGGCACUGAAGGUAAUACUUUAUACUAUGAGUUUGCUGAGAGAGCACAAGAUGAAGCGGUUUCUCGUAAGAUAAAGGAUUAUGUAUCUCAGGUAAAUCUUAUCAUUCUUUCCUCAAUUUGCUGGUUGGCCUAUGGUGAUAGGAAGGUCCGGAAAUGUUUCUCCCCAUCCUUAUUCCAGUCUGAAGCUGCAUAAUAUAUUCAUUCCAAAGCUUAAUGAAUAGCAGUUUGUGAUCUUGGCUUGUUAAUUAAAAUUCCUAAUGUUCAGAUGGUGCAGAAAGAUGUCUCCCCAACUGAUGGUGAUGAUGCUGAUGAUUGAUGGUUCAUUACUCGUUGGAGAUUAGGUAAAGUCUGCUGUACAUAGCUGAGGUGUUGGUUAACACUCUUUGUGCGAGACCCAAGAAAAGAAGUCUAGUAUCUUUGUUGUAUGGCGGUGAUAAAAGAUGAAAGACAAAUAUUGAUCUCUGGUGGAAAUUAGAAUGUCUACAACAUUUGAUCUAGUUAGCAUUUGCUGUUUGAUAAUUAAAAAUGUAGAUGUGCAGCUGUUGAACUUAUUACCAAAUUCUACUUCCAGUUUUCAGUAUGCAAAUGCACCUUAACUAGAAACUAAAACGCAAUCGUGUUCUUUUUAUAAAACAUUUUAAUUUGUCCUAAUUUUAGUUUUUCA